Molecule: messenger RNA, 2108 nt
Organism: Gaeumannomyces tritici R3-111a-1
Lineage: Eukaryota; Fungi; Ascomycota; Sordariomycetes; Magnaporthales; Magnaporthaceae
Product: ubiquitin-conjugating enzyme
Exons: 3
Coding region: 937-1401 (154 amino acids)
Biological process (GO): protein polyubiquitination; proteasome-mediated ubiquitin-dependent protein catabolic process
Cellular component (GO): nucleus
Molecular function (GO): ubiquitin conjugating enzyme activity
Source: RefSeq, a predicted model, not a curated record
CAGGCAUUCAUGCUGUCAAGGUACCACGCUAGCUCCUCGAACACCUGCCUCGGGAAGGUACCUGCCUUGUAGGAGCACGGUGCCACCUCACAUCGACCCGACCAACCGCCUGUGAGGUCACCCCGUGGCGGCAAUAGGGCUGGGGACUCGGUGGGGACACCCAUCUGGGCCGGGUCGGCUUUCCUGCAAAUCGAUCGCCACGUCCACGACGCCCAACUCUCCGGCUAACACGCAGGGGAGUCGGAGAUCCCGGACGCAGUCUGCCAAGACAUUUGGAGGCACCCUGAGGCCAAUACGCAGCAGCACACACUCCUACGUAGGCCCUACCUACACCUAUCAGCUGCCAGUCAGGCUGGCCAACAAAGCGGGCCACCAGCCUUCCUCCUGACCUCCCUGUGCUGCAGCAAGCUAGGAGAGCCAGGCGCCUGAGACAGCCAACCAACCAGUCAGCCCGUCCUUUCUGCCUUCUUGGGUUGGUUUACUCCUGUCCGCCCUCCGCGCUACCAGCCCAGCAAGGGUUCCCCGUCGCUCCGAAACGGUGCAAAAGACCACCCUCAGCCGUCGCCGCCCUUUCGCACCCCGCGCCGCCAAAACUUGACUCCCUGACAAACCCGAGGCGCCCAGCUCGCUGCCCAGGGCGUUUUCUGGUGCGCCCUUGUAUCUUGCAGAUUCGGUCCGUGCAGUUCAGACCGAGGCUGGCCUGCCUCAACUUUGGCUAGCUGCCGAUACACCUGUCUUUCCGCCAGCUUUCCCGAUUACCGUUCGACACCGCAGUCCGCCCCACGCCCUGUCUGCUGGUUUUCUCCAACGCGCGUGUGGGCGAAUACCUCAAACCUAUUAUCUACCUAGGUAGGUGGUAGCUACCUAGCUACCUCAGCGGCUGCCGCUCGGACAGUGUGCACUUCGCUGCCGCACCAGCGACACAACACCACAAUCAUGGCUACCUUCGCCACCAAGAGGCUCAGCAAGGAGCUCCAAAAGAUCCAAAAUGGCCUGCCUCCUGGGAUCGAGCUCAUCUCGGCCGAGGACUUCGAGGAGUGGACGCUGGACAUCCAGGUCCUCGACAACAAUCCCCUCUAUGCCAACCAGAUCUACAGGUUGAAAUUCAAAUUCGGAGCUACAUACCCCAUCGAACCGCCCGAGGUCGUCUUCUCAAAACUCGCGGACCGCCCUAUCCCAAUCCACCCUCACAUUUACUCUAACGGCAUCAUCUGUCUGGACCUGCUUGGCCAACAGGGCUGGAGUCCCGUCCAGAACGUAGAGAGCGUCUGCAUGAGCCUUCAGAGCAUGCUGACGGGCAACACUAAGAACGAACGUCCGCCCGGAGACGAGGAGUUUGUCAGAGGCAACCGACAACGACCGAAGGAUAUCGACUUUUACUACCACGACAAUAACGUAUGAGCCCCCUCAACGGGCGCAUUGUUGUCGCCGAAGCGGGGGCGGGGGAAUUGGUGCCGGCGGGUGGAAGAGAGAAUAAGAGAUCAGAACCCUGCGACGGCCGAGUCGCAUCGAACAAGUCGUAUCUCUUCUCUCCUACACAUCGGCGGCCGCCUGUUGCUACUGCCUACCCAAACCCUCAUACUCUGCCUCUCCUUCCUUUUCUGCCUUUUCCUUCCAAACUGUCUGGAGCGUGGUAUCGAGCGAUGGGCGUUGGUGAUAUGGGGGCCGAGAUAGAGCCUUCGCCUUUGUUUUCCUUUUUAUCCUCUUCCCCCCGCCUUCAAACGGGACACUGCAUCAAGCAACGGGCUUCAGUAUCAGGCUACCAUGGGAAGGCGACUUAAAAGGUUGGUUGAGCAUAUUAUUUGGGCGGUCUGCAGCGUCGCGGGAGAAGACCGCAUGGACAGAAAAAUCCCUGAAUUUUCGCACUUGCAUACAUGUACGUUCAGCGUUCACGCUCUGCUUCUUCCCCGUAUAAUCUAGUAGCAGGUUGAGGUGUUUCACAAGUGUCCUGUGUGAGUGAGGAAGAGAAUAAUUGUAUAUGCCGUUACGUGCUCGGGGCUGCUAUUGUACAUAUCCAGAGGAUGUUUGCCUUUCAUCUCAUCCAUUGUUUUGGCCUUCAUUGCGCGCCUGUAAUGGCGGUCCAAAAGACGAGUCACACCCCACCUACC